Molecule: messenger RNA, 3256 nt
Organism: Rana temporaria (common frog)
Lineage: Eukaryota; Metazoa; Chordata; Amphibia; Anura; Ranidae
Gene: P2RX1
Product: purinergic receptor P2X 1
Exons: 14
Coding region: 213-1469 (418 amino acids)
Biological process (GO): monoatomic cation transmembrane transport; response to ATP
Cellular component (GO): plasma membrane; nuclear inner membrane
Molecular function (GO): ATP binding; extracellularly ATP-gated monoatomic cation channel activity; purinergic nucleotide receptor activity
Source: RefSeq, a predicted model, not a curated record
CCUCCCCCAUCCUUAUCAGAAGAGCCAUGUGGAAUGUGCAGGACACACUGUCACCUCUGGCAGCAUCUGCCUCAUAUACUGUGACUGUGUACAGGAGGAGCAGCAUAUUACAUCCCUGGAGCCCUCCUUCCAUGCAUGCUGGAGAAGUCUGAUCAGUCUGGGCUGCUGGAGCAGACACUGUACUAGGGAACUCCUCUAAACUCUCAGAGAUCAUGGGGCACAAGGUCAAGAGGGAGAUUGCCAACUUUUUCUUUGAGUAUGACACCCCUAGGAUGGUCCUGGUCCGGGACAAGAAAGUCGGGCUAACAUUCAGACUCAUCCAGCUUGGAGUCCUAGGUUACAUUGUCGGGUGGGUGUUUUUGUAUGAAAAAGGCUACCAAGAUGUAGAUGACAUCAUCAGUUCAGUCUCCAUAAAAUUAAAAGGACUAGCCGUUACCGAUCUUCCAGGUAUAGGAAGAGAGAUCUGGGAUGUAGCUGACUAUGUGUUCCCUCCACAGGGAGACAGCUCUUUUGUUGUGAUGACUAACUUCAUAAUUACUCCAGAACAACAGAUGGGAACAUGUAAUGAGCUUCCUGAUUUAGCGCCAUGCAAUACCAAUGAAGAUUGCAACGCUCUUUCUUUUCGUCAAAGUCAAGGAAAGAGUGAUUAUCAAGCACUGAGUGAAUCAGGAAUCCUAACAGGAAAUUGCACAGCCGCUGACAACAAGACCAAAUCUUGUGAGGUAUAUGCUUGGUGCCCUGUGGAGAAUGACCACAAUGUCCCUAAGCCCCCAUUACUGAUGCAAGCAGAAAAUUUCACAUUAUUUAUCAAAAACAGCAUCAAUUUUCCAAAACAUAAAGUUGAUAGACAGAAUUUAGUGGAAUCGGUAACCAGUGAUUAUCUAAAGAAAUGUAUCUAUGACAAACAUAAAGACCCACUUUGUCCUGUAUUUCGACUUGGAUAUAUUGUGGAGCAAACAGGACAGAAGUUCAGUGACAUAGCAUAUAAGGGAGGGACCAUUGGCAUUAUAAUUGACUGGCAGUGUGAUCUGGAUUGGCCAUUGAAACACUGUAAACCCACAUAUAGUUUCCAUGGACUCAAUGAUGAGAACUCGGCCUCACAGGGCUUUAACUUCAGACAUGCAAGAUAUUACAAAGAUAACGAUGUAAAUAAAAGAACUUUAUUUAAGGUCUUUGGUAUUCGCUUUGACAUCUUAGUGAAUGGAGAGGGAGGAAAAUUUAAUAUAAUCCCAACAAUGACAACAAUAGGUUCAGGAAUUGGUAUUUUUGGAGUGGCAACCGUCGUAUGUGACCUAUUGUUAUUGCACAUCCUUCCCAAACGGAACUACUACAAGGGGAAAAAAUUUAAGCAUACAAAAAAUGAAGAAAAGAACACUAUAAAUAAAGAAGACGGGGUGGGCUAUUCAAAUAACAGUCAACAAGACAACUCCCAAACCUCUGGGAUUCCUGUAGCAACCGCUGCCAGUUAACAUCUAACCAACCUUCAACAACACAGGAAGUUCAACAGCUGGAAAAUGCUCCAUAUUUUGGUUAUCUGGUUUAAAUCAGCACAUCCCUGCUGCAGAAUAAACUUCCUGGCGAAUGCAUACUAGAUAUUUUGGAAGAACUGACUUUAAAAGAGAACUGAAUUAAUAAAGUAAUGCAAACAUAUUUAGAUCCCAAAACCCAAACAGUCCAUCCAAUAGAUGUGCCAUUGGUAUUUUGGGGGUCUCCCUAAUGUGUUUGAUCAGUUCCAUAUAUCUGGAGAGAAGAAUUUUUGAUAUCUGACAAUCCAUAACAAGUUUCGAAAAUAGAAAUGGAUGUAUGUGACAUGACUAACUGCUAUGGUGAACCAUACCGCAUAAGGAUGAAGAUCCAGUUCAAAGAAUAAAUGCUUUUCAUCGCUAUUCUUUCUUUUAAAAGUAACAUCUGUGAGAUGAAGGUAUUUUCCUAUUCAGAAUAUGUUCUGCAAAUUUGUGCCUUCAAUGAAACUUUUUGUUGCUUUUGAAUAACCUUUUGUUUACAGUAGAGGGUGCAUUAUUCCUGUGUAUAUAUUCCAAUAUAUAUAUAUAUUUCAACAUCUUACUAUGCUAGUAACUGGCAAGGGGGAACAAAAUCAGAAACCCUGUAUGUGAAUAUUGAGUAGGGUUUUUAUUCAUUUGGUUUAUCAUAGUGCUAUUAGCACUAAAUGUCAUUGCUAUGAACUUGUUUAUACUGUAUUCAUAUAACACGGCACUAUUUUUCCCAAAGCAAUUUUCCAGGUUGGCCAGUAGGCACCUCCAGUGCUGUGUAUAGAGAAGCGGUGCAAUUAUCUAGUGACUGACCUGAAUCGUAAAGCAGUCUAAAGUACCUAUUCAUGCAAUUGGAAGUGCUUUCAAGACCAGUGGUUGCCAUGGGUAUAGGGGUGAAAGUUUUGGACUCAUGAUACUUGAUUCAUGUAGUUAGCAGUCCCUCAAGACCAGUGGUUGGCAUGGGUAUGGGGGUGAGUAUUUCGGGCUCUUGAUGCACAAGUUAAUAGCUGCAUUUUAAGCGCAGACCUUUAGCUGUUAUUCUUUGCAGGCUGCAUGAAAAAAUAAAUGCUUUUCUCUACCUCACAAGGAAUCAGAACCCCCCGCCCCACACCCUCACCGACACACAUAUACACACACCGCCACAGUUUUCUGGCAUCUUUUUAUAUCCUGUUGUAAUGCUGAGGAUUUGCUAAUGCCCACCACUAGAAUAAGGUCCUGGAAGAUGAGAGACAGGCUUUGCAUCUCUGCAUUAGGUUGAUUAAGCAGACUUGGGGGGGAAAGGUAACAGUUAAUGCUGAACCAUACCUUGCAGUGGGACUAUUCCCUCACUUUAAGGUUUCAAGGGUUAAAUGAUAAUCCAGCUCUAGGGUCAGGGCCAUCUUUAAAAUAGGGCAAAAGGAGCAGCUGCCAGAAAAAAAGUUAAAGGGGAUUGUAAACCCUUGUGGUUUUUCACCUUAAUGCAGUCUAUGUAUUAAUGUGAAAAACCUUCAGUAGUGCUGUAUCCCCAUUGUAAGAUUCACCCGUUAUUCCUGUUCUAGUGACUACUCAAAAUUUAGAUUUUCUUUCACUUCAAUGAUAACGGUCACCAGGAAAAAUAAAGAGGGGACACAGGCAGCGAUAACAACUCCCUCUCUACUCUAAUCUUAUCUAACAUUUAAAAAAUUGCCUUAAAUUAUACUUUAAGAUAAAGUGUAAAACCUAACCAAACACAAACUACAUUUCUAAAGGAUUCCAAUAUUAAUGCUGGAGUUUUUAUAUAUAUAUAU